AUGAACGGACCUCAGGCCACAGUUCCUUCAGUUCUGCUUCCCGAGAUACUCGGUUUUAUCCCCCAGCUUCUCCUAGACGACAUCGUCAACAUCGCGAACAACGCCGUUGGGCACACCGUCGACGCCGUCGAGCAAUUCUUCCAGAAGGAGUCCGAGAAACGCGAGCAGGAGCUUGCGCAGGCGGGGAAACAGCAGCAGGAAGACCAAGACGACGACGGGUGGGACACGGAGGUCGAGCAGGGCCUGGUGGCGUACCAGACCCUGCUCGACUCACACGUCGAUAUUGCGUUCGAUUUCUUCGAGGCUUGGUCGUUGAGGAAUAUCUUUGCGAUUCCGGCGGAGUUGCCGCUCGUCGUGCCACAUCAGGAGGGGCUGAACCUCGAGCAGCCCCCCGAGAGGGAAGCGGAGCUCAUGGCGGAGGUCGAGGAGUUACGGAGGAAGAUCGACAACAUGCGGCGGUUAGAACGUCUCUACACCCGCGCCGUCCGCAAAUCCGCCGCCCAGCUCGAGCGCUCCCAACGCCGCCUACAACGUCUCACCUUCCUCCAAUCUCCCUCGCUCUCCUCGCUCUCUUCGCUCCCCUCCACCUUCAUGCGCAUGUACGACUCCGUCUCGCAGCUGCCGCCGAUCGACCACGCGUCCGAGACAGCAGUCGCGCUCACGCAGCUGCGCCUGAGCGACCCGGGCAAGCGGCAAUGGGAGACGAACCGCACCGGGUACUUCAACUGGGCGGUGGAGCAGCUCAUGGCAAGGGCGAGGGAGCAGGGUGCGACGGCUGUGGAUAAGGCGGAGGAGGAGGCGGGGCGCGUGGGCAGUGUGGAGGACGUCAGGGCGCUGUUGGAGGAGCUGGGCGAGACGAGGGAAGAUAGGAAGGAUGAUAUGGAGGAGGAUUGAUGCGGUUUGUUCUUCGGGUACGGCCCAUGCUUCAUACAUUGGGCAGAGCCGAGCCGUUAAGCAACGGUGCCGUGUUCUUCGCCAUUUCCGAGUGCUGAGGUCAUCCGACGCUGUCUUGUCGUGUUCCUCGACAUGCCCCAUGACGCUUGCCUUAGAUGGGACGCGGCAGGCCCUCCCUUCGCCCUGUGUUCUCGGGUCCCGCUGUCACCAAGCGGGCUCAGAUCCAUGCUUUUCCAGGGAACUUUUCCGAUCGUC
This is a messenger RNA of Gloeophyllum trabeum ATCC 11539, 1149 nucleotides long. RefSeq lists its product as uncharacterized. Gene Ontology annotation, biological process: mitotic cell cycle; kinetochore assembly; mitotic sister chromatid segregation. The transcript is spliced from 3 exons. The coding region runs from base 1 to 894 and encodes 297 amino acids. Gene Ontology annotation, cellular component: chromosome, centromeric region; nucleus. Lineage: Eukaryota; Fungi; Basidiomycota; Agaricomycetes; Gloeophyllales; Gloeophyllaceae. The record is from RefSeq and is a predicted model, not a curated record.